GCGGCCGCGGGGAGAGCCGGAGCCGCCAGCCGGGGGGGGCCGCGAGGCGCCGCGCAGGUUCUAAAUGGCUUCUAAGAAAUUGGGAUCCGACUCUCAUGGGCCUUUCAGUUAUCUUGAUGAUGUCCCAUUUAAGAUAGGAGACAAAUUCAAAACCCCACCUAAGGUUGGAUUACCGAUUGGUUUUUGCCUGCCUGAUUCUCCUCAGCUUGUCAGAGAAGCCCAGUAUGACUUCUCACUGGAAAAGAAAACAAUUGAGUGGGCUGAAGAUAUCAAAAAAAUUCAAGCUGCUCAGAGAGAAGCUGAACGAAAGGCAAAAGAAGCGAUAGCAAACUCAAAGGCAGCUUCAGAGGACAGCAAUAAAAUGGGGUUCUCAGAGGGACCUUGCCCUGAGGUCAUACCUCCUCCUAUUAACCCUAUCCUUGCUAGUCUGCAGCACAAUAAUAUUCUUACUCCCUUGCCAGCUGACAGCAGUGCAGUGAAGCAGAAGGUUCUUAGUCCACCUCGUCCAAAAGCAGAUUUCAACCCAGCUGAUUUUGAAUGUGAAGAAGACCCGUUUGACAAACUGGAAUUAAAAACUAUUGAUGAUAAGGAGGAAUUAAAAAACAUUCUUGAAAUUCAUGUUGGUACGACUGGGCCAAUUGUUGCCCAGCUGUUAGACAGUAGUUUGCCCAAAGGAGGGCCCGAGUCUGUCUUACAAGAUCAAGAAGUUCUGGCAUCCAUAGAAAGGGCCACGUUGGACUUCAAACCCCUUCACAAACCCAAUGGCUUUAUCACUUUACCGCAGUUGGGAAACUGUGAAAAGAUGUCCUUGUCUUCCAAAGUGUCCCUGCCCCCUAUCACUUCGGUGAGCAAUAUCAAAUCCCUGUCCUUUCCUAAACUUGACUCCGAUGAGAGUGAUCAAAAAUCAUCAAAGCUCACGAGCACUUUCCACAGCACUACCUGUCUCCGCAAUGGCACUUUUCUGAGCUCUCUGCAAACCUUUGCUCAGAGUAAAGCUAGUGAACUGAAUGGACACCAUAUGGUUGGUCUUUCUGCUCUAAAUGAGGACAGUGGCAUGGAGACAUCAGCAUUAUCCUCUUCAUCCAGGCUGCCUUCCCUGGCUGAGUUGACAGUUUGUACAGAAGAAGAAUCAUCUCAAAGCACAGCGACAUCGCAGGUACACUCAGACUACAAGGAAGCAGAAAUCCCUGUGGUAACGCACCAACAUUUUCCAGUGUCUAAAGUGCCCAAUAACACCAGUUGCACAAAGCAGACGGGUGGCCCCACUCCCGAGCUACUGCAAGCCCUCUCUGCCAGUGAGAGACAGUGCAUAGAGACAGUUGUCAACAUGGGGUACUCACCUGAGAAUGUCCUGAAAGCCAUGAAGAAGAAGGGACAGAACAUAGACCAGGUUUUGGAUUACUUGUUUGCACAUGGACAGCUUUGUGAGAAGGGUUUUGAUCCGCUUCUUGUUGAAGCAGCUUUGGAAAUGCAUCAGUGUUCAGAAGAGAAGACCACAGAACUUCUCCAACUAAUGAGUCAGUUUAAAGAAAUGGGCUUUGAACUAAAAGACAUUAAGGAGGUCUUGUUAUUACAUAACAACGACCAACACAAUGCUCUGGAAGCUCUAAUGGCCCGGGCAGGAGCCAGCUGAAAACGCAUUCCUGGGUUCUCGACGCAUAAUGGAGCAGGACCAGCACCGCUACCUUCGCAUCCAGUGUGACUUGCUCUCGACAAGGAGUCCAGCUUUUUGCAUACACGGGAGAGUGACUGAGCAAGACUGCCUGCGUGCAUUAUACAGCAGUUCUUUCAAAUGAGAGCCAACUUUCUUUCUUAAAUUAAAAUUUUAAAGUGCCCUUUCCUAAGUUUCCUUUUUCCAGCUUGGCCACGGAGAGUUUAGACUGCCCAAACUCUGCUGGAAUUGUAUAUAGGCAGAAACAGGAGUGGUUUUUUUCCCCUACUGUUGCACUGGAGUUGGACAGAAGAAUACUAAGUUGGUUCUGAAACUAGGAUGCUUUGGUUCUUUAAAGCUGCUUUCAUGGUGUCUGCUUGUACUGAAUUACUUGACUUUCACAGUCCAGAUUAACUGGUUAAAUUUGACCUUUAGUGCAAUGGAGUUUUAUUUUUUGGUUGGAAGUUAGUCUGUAACUUAGUAAAACACUGGUUCAGAAACUGUCGCUAUGCAUAAAAAGAGAAGCUGUUCCUCUUCCCGUGCGUGUUUUUUUUUUUUUUUUUUUUGACCCAUGCAUCCAACACUUCUGCCAGACAUAAGCAUCCAAUGCUGAGUGGUGUGUAAGUUCUCUUGAAACAGGUAAGCUGUGAACUUGACCUGGAGCUGCAACUUGCGUGGGUUCUUGAACCUGAAGGCAGAGAGCUAGGGCUCAGUAUUCUUAACCUCCAGGUUUGUAGGUUAUUUAAGGAAAUGCCCUGCUAGGAAAUCAGAUUUUUUUUUUUUUUUAAUAAUACUGUGUGAAGCAGGAGGUUUCUUUCAAGCACUUUCUUUAAGACAAAAUAUACUCACUGCAUUAGUUCCCUUCUCCACACUGCUAUAGAACUACGUAAUAACAUCUAGUACUAGAAAUCAGGGUUUGGGUUGGUUUUGGUAGUAUGAAGUGUAUUAUGUUGUACAUUGUUCAAGUUCUAAAUACAUAAAAUAUCAGCAGUCUUGAGGAAUCUUAAGUAAUUUGCUAAAUAUUUUGAUUCUGCAGAAGAACAACUAAUAAAACCCUCAAAUGUAA
Molecule: messenger RNA, 2717 nt
Organism: Rhea pennata
Lineage: Eukaryota; Metazoa; Chordata; Aves; Rheiformes; Rheidae
Gene: UBAP1
Product: ubiquitin associated protein 1
Exons: 8
Coding region: 65-1633 (522 amino acids)
Biological process (GO): ubiquitin-dependent protein catabolic process via the multivesicular body sorting pathway; regulation of DNA-templated transcription
Cellular component (GO): ESCRT I complex
Molecular function (GO): ubiquitin binding; DNA binding
Source: RefSeq, a predicted model, not a curated record